Molecule: messenger RNA, 5223 nt
Organism: Lethenteron reissneri (Far Eastern brook lamprey)
Lineage: Eukaryota; Metazoa; Chordata; Hyperoartia; Petromyzontiformes; Petromyzontidae
Product: mitochondrial import receptor subunit TOM20 homolog
Biological process (GO): protein import into mitochondrial matrix; tRNA import into mitochondrion; protein targeting
Cellular component (GO): mitochondrial outer membrane translocase complex
Molecular function (GO): transmembrane protein transporter activity
Source: RefSeq, a predicted model, not a curated record
UCCCCGUUGCUAGGGGCAGUUCCCCAGGCCCAACGGGCAUGGAGUCUUUCCGCCUCCAACAACAACAACAACACCACCAUCAUCAUCAGCCUCAUCAUCAAUAUUGUUGUUGUUGUUGCUGACGCCGUGUUGUCGACUAGCACAGCGCUCGAGACCCAUCGCGUUGUCAAUUCCGACCCCCUGCUUGGCUUUACAGGGGCGAGCGUUGAGGCCUGUAGUGUUGUUGUUAGUGGUGGUUGUUGUUGGUGGUGGUUGUUGGUGGUGGCGAUGGCGUUGGGCACGGUGAGCCGUGGAGGCGCCAUCGCCGCGGGGCUGUGUGGCGCCGUCUUCCUCGCCUACUGCUUCUACUUCGACCACAAGCGACGGAGCGCGCCCGACUUCAAGAGCAAGCUGCGCCUGCGGAGGAAACGCGUGCGGCAAAGCCAGGAGCUAUCCAACGUGCCCAAGCUGCCUGACAUGAAGGACCCUGAAGCUGUCCAGAAGUUCUUCCUGGAAGAGGUGCAGCUCGGAGAGGAGUUGCUCACACAAGGUGAGUUGGAGCAAGCGGUGCAGCACCUGACGAACGCCGUGGCCGUCUGCAAUAAGCCGCUGCAGCUGAUGCAGGUGCUGCAGCAGACGCUGUCGCCCUCCGUCUUCCAAAUGCUGCUGCAGAACCUGCCCAUGACCGGCUCGGUGCCUCUGCGCUCCGAUUCCACCAGCCGACUCUGAGGAUGACGUCGUCCCAGAACCUGGCGGCGGAGGACGACGUGGAGUGACGAGGGGCGGCACCCGCCACCGACCGUCGUCCAUCGACCGCUGGGCCUUCAGCAUCUUUGUGCCCCCCCCCGACCCCCCCCCCCCCCCGCUGCCCCCCACCUCCUCGCCCACCCCCGUAGCCUUCACAGCUUCUGGGAGACGGACGCCGAUGGGAAGCCGAAUAUUUUUCGGGGUCGCCGAUUAGCCUUGCGGGUAGGCUGCGUGAAUAAUCGGCAAAGCCAUAGUGGGGGUAAACUGGAUGUGGUGUCCCGUGGCGUGUCGUCCACCUGGCUGAAAUGAAGCCCUUUCGCCGCAACAGAAGCGCCGAUGACCUCGCUGGCAGUGCCACCUUUUGUUGCUCUUCGGUGUUCCCGAGUCUAAUUGUCGUUGGGACGAGGUGGGACGAGGUGGCCCCUGAUGGCUUUUAGUAUUGAGCUGGGAUGGCUGACAUCCUGGGUUCGAAUCCAGGUUUCAGUCGCUGACUAUGGUGAAACCAGACGAUGGUGAAACCAGACGAUGGUGAGACCAGACGGUGGUGACACCAGACGGAGGUGAAACCAGACGGUGGUGAAACCAGUGAGUUGGUGGUUUCAGCCCGGUCAACAAUGUCCGCGCAAAAGAACCUGUCGCAUAAAAUUUGCUUCUGCAAAGUCACGUAGCAAAAAAUAAAUAAUAAAAAUAAAUAAUAAAGAUAAAUAAUAAAAAUAAUCUAAAACAUAACAGAAAUAAAAUAAUAAAAUAUUGUUUUCUCUAAAUUUUAUUAUUUAUUUUUAUUAUAAAUUUUCCCCUAAGUGACUUUUCUGAAAAAAACUAAGAGUAUGAAUCCUUGCAGUCACGAAAGCUUCAAAUCUAGAAUUUGCUUCUGCACUUUGGGAUACAUUCCAUUGCUGAGAAUGAAACGCAUCGGUUUGACUGCCGCGUGACAAACGUUACUCUCGGUAGCAGAGCAGGUGGGUGGGAAAGUGCCGUCCCUUGCUUUGUAUAUCAGAGGUCAUUUGCAGGCAUCUCAGAGGUAGCUCUGUAGUGUCUGCUUCCGUGGGCCAUUCUCUAACAGAAAGCUGCACUGCUCCGCAGGAUUCGAUCGGAUCCUUCGUCAUGUAACAUGACGCUGAUAGCGUAACCGGGAUACAAAUUUGGGAGAGCUUUAGUUUGAAACAUCAGUGGAAACGAUCAACCAAACAUACUUAGACGCUGUCGAUAAAAUUUCCUGCUUUGAAUUACAACUUAAGGAGAAAUUCAGCUUCAGCUGUCGAAAGCAACUUGUCACAGGUUCGUAUAUUUUAAUGGGAGUGGUUGAGGGUUACGGAACGGUGGUGCCGUGGUCCGCGCACCUCGCUGUAAACCAGCCGGCCCGAGUUAAAAUUCCCGGGCCACGGAUAUUGUCAGUGGCGAGACAUGACGGAUCCUACCCCCCCCCCCCGUCCCUGCCACCCCCCCUGCCCUCCCACACACUCGCCACUGGCGGUAAGCCGUAGCCAGUAAUCAAACUCAGGUUGCAGGUUUUUGUAAGUGGUGCGUGAACCGCUGCAUCGCCACUCUCCACGAGAUGAGCAGUAUUAUUAUAACGUAAAUAUGAGAAAUGCAGUCUUAGUUUAUGGUGUAUAUUUUUUUAUUUUCGUGAAUUAGUUUGACUUGUAAGUCCUUUAUUGAACCAAAUGAGCCUCGGCUUACAAUAUAAAUAUAUAUUUAUUUUAGAAGGUUCAUACCGAAGUUGUUUGACCAAUGUUUUUGUCGUCGUUCAUUUGUGUAAUGAGAAAGUGGCCUUGAAAUUCCUGAUAACCCACGUUUGCCAAUUUUGCUUAAUUCUAAAACGACACCACAAAUGUAUCAGGAUUACACAGCAGCAGCACUGAUCAUCGCUUCCCCCUUGAGUCACGCUGUACCACACAGGGACAGCUGCUACUGGGGGUGCCCUUUCACACGUGCUGAGAUGGUGAUGUGCGGUGCUCGGAGAUGCCCAGGCAUAUAGGAGAGCAGCUCUAACAAAAAUGAAAUAAUCAUUGGUAACAUCGCAUCUUCAAGCGAUUCUAUGCGAACAUCAUCUUCCGUUAUAGUCUCUUCUGCAACGUGUCUUUUAUAGUUUCGGACAAUUUGUUCUGAUUUCUAACAUCUCCUCCCCCCCCUCCCCACUUACAAUGCACUGUGCAUUACAUAGCUGUCAACCCACACGGCUUACCCGUAUUCUUGUACAAGUAAAUUGAGUUUUCAGGUCCAUACGGCUUACAGCCGUUUCAAUAAGGGCAACACAAAUGUGUCUGUGUUUCUCCCUUGUGAUUGGACUUUGUAGGAUGAACGUUGAGAUUUAUUGAGGCACGAUAUGACCAAUAAGGUCUGAAUUGGCCUGUAAUAAGAUAGGCACUGAUAAGGGGUUGACAGGGAUGACAUCAUGCUAAGUUAAUGUCCUCGUUAAGGCGUUCCCAUCGAUUAGAACUCACCUCCGAACCCACGUUUGAUUGUUCACUUUGCAUCGUAAUCCCCACAGAACUUGACCGCUAUUUUCAUCCACUUCAAUCUGCCCGCCCUCAUAAAAUACCUUGAUACUUUUUGGACCGUGCGAUGUUGUGGGUUAUCAGGUUUAUUUCAAGACUGCGAUGCAGACUGCCAGCGUGCACCUGUCCACGUCGGUGAUGACAUUGCCGAUCAUGCGACGUGUGUGUGGUUUAGGAGGUAAAGCGAUUGUUUCGUUUUUGUUUUUUCAUUCCUCAAAAGCUGAGUAUUUACGCAGCAGAUCUCUUCAACGGCGGUCACUUAACUGAAACCCCCCAGCAUGCUUUGCAUGCCAAGAUGACUUUGUCAUUCCCCGUGCGCAUUCUGCACGGACUUCUGGUAAGGUGGUGGGGUUUGUUUGCGUGCCUGUGCAUUGUCUGUGUUGUGUGCUAUCGGUGCGCGUGUCUCCGCUCGCCACUAGAGGCCGCUACACACCGCACUGUUUGAACGUCGUUUAAAAAAACAAACAAUUCCUAAGUCUUAUCACGAUCUUGAGUUGUGACAUUUGAAUCGUGAUUUUGGGGGCGAGUAAUUGGAUGGCUGGUUGGUUGGUAGGCGCGGUGGUGUAACGCUCGUGCCUCGCCGCACGAUGGACCUGGGUUCGCUUCCCGACUCGGGUGCCUUUCUGUGCGGAGUUUGUAUACAGGAAUCCCUUGCCAACCUCCGAUUUGCCAACCGCUGUUCCAUGUGUACACGGGUUUAUUAUUUGAAUUCCAAUGUUCCCACCGCGGGCCUGGAAAUGUGCGUGUCCACGGGUAAACGCGCGUUGUCGAGGAAGACACAUGGCGUGUGUGAUAAUAUAACGCAUCGUUCUAUUGCAGCAUCACAUUGCAGUGCGUGACGCUGUGUAGUCGAUCAGUUGAUGUCCAUCUGUUGUGUCGUCCUGCGUUGUAAUUCUCGCGGCGCGUAGGCCGUGUCGCAUCGAACCACAUUCACGUUGAUGUAGCAGCACUGUGAUCGUGGACCCGAAGCGAGUGGUGAAGGUGGGCGUGUUGCGUCUGUGGCCCGGAGGAAGAGGGGAGGGAGGUUAUAGUCGUGGUUCUUUCGGUAAAGUCACGUAGAAAUUUUUUUUUUAAUAAAAGCAAAAAACCCACAAUAAAAAUAGUGAAAUAAAUUAAAAUACAUUUUAAAUAAUAAAGGAGGGGAGGGAGGGUGAGCCCCUCCCCCUCCUAACCACCCCUUCCCCCCAUCACCUCAUUGUCAUUAAUAUUACACGUAUUCAACGUUGUAAUGUUUAUGUGUUAUACUGUUUACGCUAUUAUUAAGUGUUUAGUUCAAGGGGCAAGUUACGCCAUGACGAUUCUGACCGCGGCCAUUGGCCCCCCUCACCCCAUUACGGUAUUUCCCGUGCGUCUUUCGUCUUAUCAACCGCGGUUUUGCCUACCACGGGGGUCUUCAGGAACAUAACCCCCGCGGUGAGUGAGGGACUGCUGCAUUCUUCUGUCUGCGUGGGUUUCCUCCCGUAGCUCAAAAAUAAAAACCACAAACUAGCUGGUAUUGGCCAAAAACAUCCCAAUUUUUCACCGUAAAGGCCAUUUCUACAUAGGAAUUUUGAUCCGAAUCAUAGAUUAUAGGUUCCCAUGACAAUUCUCUUUGUUUUUUUUUAUAUCACGUAAUGUGAUUUAUUUUACAGGGCGUAAACAUUUCUCACGGAAUAUAUUUUUUUGCCAAGGGCGCUGGGUAGACGAUUCGCCACACCCCGAGAUGUAUUAUAGAUGUUGUGUGCCGGGGUGGGGAGAUAUUUGUCCGUGUCGCUGCUUCACAGGAGUCGGUGGCACGCGACCAGUGGCCACAGCCGUAGCGAGAUGCAUACUGGAUGUUGUGUGCCGGGACGGGAAUAUAUAUUCUGGUUACUUACCCGGGCAGAAACGGCUGAAAUAAAACUCUGGUUAUUCGAUUAUUUGUGUUGCUAGCAUGACUGUGAAUACGAGUGGCCACGUGUCUGUGUGUGCUAUGUCUGCCUUUGGUUGAACAAUGUAUUCAAUAAAACACGUGAACGUG